Uloborus diversus is the source of this 831-nucleotide messenger RNA. It is a transcript of the gene B9d1, whose product is annotated as B9 domain-containing protein 1-like. Lineage: Eukaryota; Metazoa; Arthropoda; Arachnida; Araneae; Uloboridae. The record is from RefSeq and is a predicted model, not a curated record. Gene Ontology annotation, biological process: cilium assembly. Bases 43 to 597 code for a protein of 184 amino acids. The transcript has 6 exons. Gene Ontology annotation, cellular component: MKS complex.
UUGGUUGGUUGUUAUAGUAACCAAGUAGUACGCUUAGACAUUAUGGAAAAUGAAAAUAUUUUUCAUUUAUUUCUUACUGGUCAGAUCGAGAGCGCUGAGUUUCCUGUCAUAGAUGACCUUUACUGCAAAUAUUGUUUUGUUCAUGGAUCUGAUUGGGUCGUCACUUCGGGAAUUGAAGAAGGUAUAUCCCAAAUUUCGAAGAAAGGGGAGCACGAAAUGAAUAUAUUUGUUUUCAACUUUCCUUUAGAUAUUUCAUUCAAAAGCACAAAUCCUUAUGGAUGGCCUCAGUUGGUCAUGAGCAUGUAUGGCAUUGACUUCUUUGGAAAUGACAUCGUUCGGGGGUAUGGAUCAGUUCAUAUCCCCAUUAUGCCUGGAAAGCAUCGAAGACGAGUCUCCAUGUUUGUUCCAGAAUCUUCUUCACUCCUCCAAAAGUUCACUGGCUGGUUGAUCGGAAGAAGGCCCGAAUUCGUUGAUCAAAAAGUCGUGUCUCAAGGUGAAGGCAGGGAUGUCACAAGAGUCAGAUCCCAAGGUUAUGCAAAUGUUGUAUUCAGCGUGGUCACCAAAAAUAUCGAGAAGUUAGGCUAUGUUACCAGAUGAUGAGAGCCUUAAUGACUAUUGUGUUUGUCCAGACAGCAAGCAUCCAAAGCCAUACUGUUUAUUAGAGGAAUUAAAAGAAUGAACUUGUGUGUUAUUCUUUAGAGACCUAUACAAAGUUUGUAUCUUGUGUUUUUUGUUAAUCAAAUUUUUAUAUUGCUGAUUUUCACCAUCAAUUGUAAAGUUUCAUCACAUUAUUUACCUGCUGUGGAACUGUAAGUAGUGAUCAUUGCAUAC